Messenger RNA from Emiliania huxleyi CCMP1516, 2619 nucleotides. RefSeq names its product Saccharopine dehydrogenase. Lineage: Eukaryota; Haptophyta; Isochrysidales; Noelaerhabdaceae. Gene Ontology annotation, molecular function: saccharopine dehydrogenase activity. The annotation marks the transcript as partial. Gene Ontology annotation, cellular component: cytoplasm. The transcript is spliced from 9 exons. The record is from RefSeq and is a predicted model, not a curated record.
AUGCGGCGUUCCCUCGGCGUCCUCGCCGAGGCGUACUCCAAGUGGGAGCGUCGCGCUCCGCUGACUCCCUCCCACGUCUCGCGGCUCGUCAACUCGGGCGUCGAGGUGCUCGUGCAGCCGUCGUCGAAGCGCGUUUUCACCGAUCGCGAGUUUGCGGCGGCAGGCGCGACCAUCACGCGUGACCUUUCGGGCGCCAACACCAUCAUGGGCGUCAAGCAGCCGCUCAACGGCUCGCUCCUCCCCGGGAAGAACUACCUCUUCUUCAGCCACGUCAUCAAGGCCCAGCCCGAGAACAUGCCGCUUCUUGACGAGGUCCUCGAGAAGAAGGUGCGGCUCAUCGACUACGAGUGCAUCCGCGAGGGCGGAGGCGGGACGACGCCUCGGCUGGUUGCCUUUGGCGAGUUCGCCGGCAUGUCGGGCAUGGUCAACGGCCUGCGCGGGCUCGGCCUCCGCCUCCUCUCGCUUGGCCACUCGACUCCGUUUCUCUCCAUCGGCCCGACGCACGCGUACACAGACUACUCCACGGACGCGCGGCGGGCGCUGCGCGCGGCGGGCGAGCAGGUAGCUCGCGCCGGCCUGCCCGCGGAGUACUCCCCGCUCGUCGUCUGCGUCGCCGGCACAGGCAACGUCUCUCGCGGGGCACUCGACGCGCUCGACUCGCUCGGCGAGGUCGUGGAGAGGGUGGCUCCGUCGGAGCUGGCCCGCCUCUCGGCGCUGGCGGGGACGGCCGGCGAGCACCAGCACAAGGUGUACGUCUGCGUCACUGGCGCGCAGGACUUCGUCCGCCCCGCCCGGCCCGGCGCCGCCUUCGACCGCGCCGAGUAUUACGCGAGCCCGACCUGCUACGUGCCGUGCUUCCACGAGACCAUCGCGCCGCACGUCAGCCUGCUCGUGCCGACCAUGUACUGGGACCGCCGCUUCCCGCGCCUCCUCUCGACGGACCAGCUGCAGAGCCUGCGCGCCUCAGGCAACAAGCGCCUGCUUGCGGUCGCGGAUCUCACCUGCGACGUCGACGGCGCCGUCGAGCCGCUCGUCCGCUCGACCACCAUCGACGAGCCCUUCUUCCACGUCCGACGCGUCCACGACACGUCCGCCGCACGUCCCUCAGGCGUCGACAUCCUGCCCGCCGAGCUGCCGCGCGAGGCUAGCGCCCACUUUGCACAGGCGCGCUCCCCCCGUCCCUCGACGCGGCCGCCACACAGCGAGGGGCACACAGCGAGGCGCGCUCCGCUCUCCGCCGAGCUCUCCGCCGCGACCAUCGCCGAGGCCGGCGCGCUCGCACCGGCGUACGGGUACAUUGGCGCGCUGCGCGAGGCGCGCGAGCGCGACGAGGAGUCGCAGCGGGCCCUCUCUGGUCGCGACGCGGCCCUCCGGCAUCACUUGUCUGAGGCGGAGGCGCGCGCGCUAGGCCACCUCUUCGACUCGGGGCUCAUCAACGCGGCGCUCGACGUCGUGACCGUCCGGCCGAACGAGUCCACCGGCCGCGAGCCCGCCUCGAGCCUCCGCCAAAAGUCGUCUGCGCUGAUGCAGCUCACGCUCGACGCCGGCCGCGCGCCGCUCGACGCGGUCCUCUCGCAGCUGCAGGCGCUGGCGGCGCGGAUGCCACUCGCCGAAGCGUCCGUCGUCGAGCUGCCCGAGCAUUGCGGCGGCGUGUACGACCGCACCAUCCCCGGAUCGGCGGGCGGUGGCGCCGCCGCCCUCGCCGCCUCGGCGGCUGCGGCGCCGGCGCCGGGCGGCAGUCGGAUUGUCGUGUUGGGCGCCGGGCUGUGCGCGCUGCCGGCGAUCGAGCUGCUCUCGCGCCGCUCGGCGGACGUCGUCACGGUCAUCAGCGCGGUGGAGGGAGAGGCGUCCCGCGCGUGCGCUGCCCUGGGGCGCCCAAACCUUCAGCCGCUCACCGUCGACGCUCGGCCGACCAACGCUUCGGGGUGGGGGGCGCUGUGCGGUCUGCUGGGCCAGGCGGACGCGUGUCUCUCUCUGCUGCCGGCCACGAUGCACGCUCCGGUGGCGGAGGCGUGCAUCGAGGGCGGCACUCCCCUCGCGAGCUACGUCUCCGAGGAGCUGCUCGCGCUGCACGAGCGCGCCGUCGCGGCGGGCGUGCCCCUCCUGGGCGAGAUGGGGCUCGACCCGGGCGCGAGAUUACCCGAGAUUACCCGAGAUUACCCGAGAUGGGGCUCGACCCGGGCGCGGGCCCCACGCUUGGACCACAUGUCGGCGGCCGAGCUCAUCCGGCGCGUGCGCGAGGAGGGGGGCGCCGUCACCGCCUUCUCUUCCCUGUGCGGCGGCCUCCCCGCGCCCGAGUGCGCCUCCUCCACCCCGCUCGCGUACAAGUUCUCCUGGUCGCCGGCCGGCGUCAUCUCGGCGACGCGCAACCCGGCGCAGUUCACCGUGGACGGGGCGGUCGUGCGUGUCGCCGGCGAGGAGCUGCUUCGCUCCGCGACGCCGCUCGCGGACAGCUCGCGCCUCGGCCGCACGCUGCGCCUCGAGGUGCUGCCCAACCGCGACUCGCUCCCGUACGCGGAGCUGUACGGCAUCGAGGCGGAGGCGCACUCCGUCUUCCGCGGCACGCUCCGCUACGCAGGCUGGUCGGGCCUCUUCGCCGAGUUUGCCGAUCUCGGCCUG